GAUGCUUCUAAACUGUGAUCACUUGCAGGAGGCAGCGCUGCGGCUGGAAGGAUGCGAACGACCUAGGGCGGAGGGGCCAAGGCGGCGGGUCUGAUCGCGCAGAGGACAAACACCCACACUUCGGCGGCCUCGGUCCGCACCUCGCCAGUGAAGCCAAGGACGGGUUAUCUUUUUUCUUUUUUCCUCCCUACGAAGGACUCAAACUUCAGCACUCGGUCCCUUUUCUUGGAUUGCUUUUUGGAGGCGACGGCUUGCUGGCCGCGUUGGGAACCGCCAGGACUGGGUGGUGGCUAACUCUUACUUUUAAGGCGCCCGCAAAGGAUCAGACUUUUUAAAUGUUUGGGAUUCAAGAUACUUUGGGAAGAGGACCAGCUCUGAAAGAGAAAUCGCUGGGCGCCGAGAUGGAUUCGGUCAGGUCCUGGGUCCGGAAUGUCGGAGUGGUGGACGCCAAUGUCGCCGCGCAGAGCGGGGUCGCCCUUUCCCGAGCCCACUUUGAGAAGCAGCCUCCCUCCAACUUGAGGAAAUCCAAUUUUUUUCACUUCGUCCUGGCGCUCUACGACAGGCAGGGGCAGCCGGUGGAAAUCGAGCGCACGGCCUUCGUGGACUUCGUGGAGAACGACAAAGAGCAAGGCAACGAGAAGACCAACAACGGGACCCACUACAAGUUGCAACUUCUCUACAGCAACGGUGUCCGCACUGAACAGGACCUCUACGUCAGGCUCAUCGACUCUGUCACCAAGCAGCCUAUAGCUUACGAGGGACAGAAUAAGAAUCCGGAAAUGUGCCGAGUCCUCCUGACACAUGAAGUGAUGUGCAGUCGAUGUUGUGAAAAGAAAAGCUGUGGAAACAGAAAUGAGACGCCUUCGGACCCUGUCAUCAUCGACAGAUUCUUUUUAAAAUUUUUCCUCAAGUGCAAUCAGAAUUGUUUGAAAACAGCAGGAAACCCAAGGGACAUGAGACGGUUUCAGGUUGUGUUGUCAACAACGGUGAACGUGGAUGGACACGUCCUGGCUGUUUCUGACAACAUGUUUGUUCAUAACAACUCUAAGCAUGGACGGAGAGCGCGAAGACUCGACCCAUCGGAAGGUAGGGCUGUCUGCGUUGAGCACCUGACUUUAUUUCCCAUCUUCCCAGCGACCCCCUGCAUCAAAGCCAUUAGCCCGAGCGAAGGCUGGACCACAGGAGGUGCCAUGGUCAUCAUCAUUGGCGACAACUUCUUUGAUGGUCUCCAAGUGGUGUUUGGGACCAUGCUUGUAUGGAGCGAGCUAAUAACCCCUCAUGCCAUCAGAGUGCAGACUCCACCUCGACACAUUCCCGGCGUCGUGGAGGUGACAUUAUCUUAUAAAUCCAAACAGUUCUGCAAAGGAGCCCCGGGAAGGUUCAUUUACACAGCGUUAAAUGAACCCACCAUAGACUAUGGCUUCCAAAGACUGCAGAAAGUCAUCCCAAGGCAUCCUGGAGAUCCUGAGAGAUUAGCUAAGGAAAUGCUGUUGAAAAGAGCUGCAGAUCUGGUGGAGGCCCUCUAUGGCACACCACACAAUAACCAGGACAUCAUUCUGAAGCGAGCCGCAGACAUUGCCGAAGCCCUCUACAGUGUACCCAGGAACCCCAGCCAGAUUCCAGCUCUUUCUAGUUCCCCGGCACACAGUGGCAUGAUGGGAAUCAACUCCUAUGGCAGCCAGCUUGGGGUCAGCAUCUCCGAGUCCACACAAGGAAAUAAUCAAGGCUACAUCCGCAACACAAGCAGCAUCUCUCCUCGGGGAUACUCUUCCAGCUCCACGCCUCAGCAGUCUAACUAUAGUACCUCCAGUAACAGUAUGAAUGGUUACAGCAAUGUUCCCAUGGCCAACCUGGGCGUUCCAGGAUCACCAGGAUUUCUAAACGGCUCACCCACAGGCUCCCCAUAUGGAAUCAUGUCAUCCAGUCCCACUGUUGGAUCUUCCAGCUCGUCCUCCAUCCUCCCGUUUUCCUCUUCAGUUUUUCCUGCUGUCAAGCAGAAGAGUGCCUUUGCCCCUGUCAUCAGGCCCCAAGGCUCCCCUUCGCCCGCCUGCUCCAGUGGCAAUGGAAAUGGAUUCAGAGCCAUGACCGGACUUGUUGUACCCCCAAUGUAAAGAAGAGAAAGAACUGCUUUCUGAUAGCACAAAACUACUUACUCUGAUGGACCAAUGAUGAGGAAAGCACCCUGAGCUCUUUGCGGGGAGAACUGCACCCCCACAGGAACACGAUGAACACACUUGGGUCUGCAAAGAGCUGGUAUCUUACUCAGUCUCAUGUCCUCCUAUGGUUCUGAUGGUGGCUACACAAACUGACCCUCUUGGGGACAAGGACAAAAGAUGUCAUUGACAUAGUGCUAAGAGCAGAAAUGCAAUUCUUUGUUAUGAACAUUAUGAAAACCAUCUUCCUAUGUUUGUAAGAUAUUUAAGAAAAAAAUUGGCAAACAAUUAAUGCUUAAUAUUUUGGAUACUAUUUGUUUUUCUUUGUAGGAAAAAAAAGUUGAAAGUUUCUAUUUUCUAUGAAGCCUUUCAGAUACCAAUUUAGUUUAUGCAGAAAAAAAAAUUGAACAAAACAGGGUACCAGCAUGGAAGACUUUCUUAAAAUGAAACCUGAAUUGAAUGACGAAAUGUUGUAUGUGUGUUUGCUUAUAGUUUAAUCUCUUAAAAAAAAAAACAAACAAAAAAGGGAAAAAUUUUAAAAUGUUUUACAGUUAUUUAAAUAAAUAAACGUGUAACUUAUUGUAA
Molecule: messenger RNA, 2738 nt
Organism: Carlito syrichta (Philippine tarsier)
Lineage: Eukaryota; Metazoa; Chordata; Mammalia; Primates; Tarsiidae
Gene: EBF2
Product: early B-cell factor 2
Exons: 16
Coding region: 336-2111 (591 amino acids)
Biological process (GO): regulation of transcription by RNA polymerase II
Molecular function (GO): DNA-binding transcription factor activity, RNA polymerase II-specific; RNA polymerase II cis-regulatory region sequence-specific DNA binding
Source: RefSeq, a predicted model, not a curated record